UCCGAAUUUACACUGACAGCUGAGUAUUUUGUUUUGGAAAGAAAUUUUCUCUUGCAGAAAAAGUGUUUUUUUGGCAAAGAAAGUGAACAGAAGCAGUAUUAAAAUUGAUAUUAAUUCACUCAUAAGGAACUAGAGAGGACGGAGUAUCCAGAAUGUCGGCGGGUCCGUAUAACUACAAUUACAUUUUCAAGUACAUCAUAAUUGGUGAUAUGGGGGUGGGAAAGAGUUGCAUUCUUCAUCAAUUUACAGAGAAGAAAUUUAUGGCCAAUUGUCCCCACACAAUCGGCGUAGAAUUUGGUACGCGAAUAAUUGAGGUGGCCGGGCAGAAGAUUAAGCUGCAAAUUUGGGAUACUGCUGGACAGGAGAGAUUUCGUGCUGUUACAAGAUCCUACUACCGCGGAGCAGCUGGGGCACUAAUGGUCUACGACAUAACGAGGCGAUCGACCUACAAUCAUUUGAGUAGUUGGCUCACAGAUACGAGAAAUCUAACAAAUCCCAGCACUGUGAUCUUCCUCAUUGGCAACAAAUCCGAUCUCGAGAGUACACGGGAAGUUACCUACGAGGAGGCCAAACAAUUUGCCGAUGAGAAUGGUUUAAUGUUCGUCGAAGCGAGUGCAAUGACCGGUCAAAAUGUCGAGGAAGCCUUCCUGGAGACAGCCAAGAAGAUCUACCAGAACAUCCAGGAUGGUCGAUUGGAUCUCAAUGCGUCCGAAAGUGGGGUGCAGCAUAAACCCUCCCAACCAAGCCGGACAACCCUUAACAACGAUACUCAAGCGCAAAAGGACAAUUGCGCAUGCUAAUUCGUCUGCAUGUCUACAUUUUCUUUAUCCAUUUUCUUUUCUUUUCAACCUCUAUUUAGUUCUCUAUCGUGUCCCCUUCUGUGUCUCCCUUCCCGCCCACACAUCUCCUAUUCUCGUGAGACAUUUAUAAUAAUAACACAAGAUCCUAUAAACCAAAAAAAGAAGAAAAAUCUGCGCGAUUUAUUGUAAUCUAUAGAGCUACAUAAAAAAGAAAUAUUUACUCUUUAAUCUCUUCGGACAAAGAUGAUAAUUCCUCCUUUGGCUCUUUUUUCAACGUCCAAAAAAAUAAACGGAAAGUGGGAGGAAUGUUUGUGGAGAAAAAGAAGAAAAAUAGAAGAAUUUUUGUAAAUAAAAUAUCGAAAAAUAUUCGAUAAAAUAUAUAAUUUUAUCUAUAGAAGAAAAAUAAAUCUAAUACUAGAAGUGCAAAAUAGUUCAUGAGCACCUUCUGUUUUUGGGAGUCUCUUGUUAUAAAAUAGACAAAAAAAAUGCAAAACAAAGAAGAAAAAUCUAAUAGAAAAAAUAAAUUAACAACAACAAAAAAUCAUGUAAACAUGUCAGAGAGAAUGAUGAAGAUUCUCGACAAGAGGAGACAAAAAAAGUAAGAGAGAUAAAAAUUGUGUAUAUGUAACGUUAGAAAAGUGUGUGUAAUUGUUUUUUUCGUAAUAAGAUUUAUCAAAAAACAUUUAAGAAUGUAAAAGUGAAUUAAAACUAAAAUAUUCUUUCCUACAAAGGAAAAUUAUUCAACCAAAUAACCGUGCCCACUUUUGUUAAGAGCAAAAUAUUAUACCUGGUUUUUACUUUUAUUAUUUAACAGCCCAAGAAAUUGAAGAAAAAAAUCAAUGGAAAAACAUUUUGUGAAAAUUGCAGUGAAAAUGUACCAAUAAUUGGUGCUCUUUGACAUUAAUAAUAAAAAGUAUUUUAAGACAUUCCAAAA
Molecule: messenger RNA, 1734 nt
Organism: Lutzomyia longipalpis
Lineage: Eukaryota; Metazoa; Arthropoda; Insecta; Diptera; Psychodidae
Gene: Rab14
Product: ras-related protein Rab-14
Exons: 4
Coding region: 153-800 (215 amino acids)
Biological process (GO): phagosome maturation; Golgi to endosome transport; defense response to bacterium
Cellular component (GO): Golgi apparatus; trans-Golgi network; recycling endosome
Molecular function (GO): GTPase activity; GTP binding
Source: RefSeq, a predicted model, not a curated record